GGCCAGCCGACGGUUUGAUUCAGAAGGCUGUCGUUUCCGAUGGAGAAGCGUUUGUCAUUGAGGAGAUUCAAGUGUUCCCAAGUGAGGCCAUCAGGACACUGCGCCUGUUAAGCAGCAAGGGGCAGCUGUACGCCAGCUCGGACGCGGGCGUGGUCCAGAUCCCAGUCAGCGAUUGCGCUCGCUACGACACGUGCCUGGACUGCCUUCUGGCCAGAGAUCCCUAUUGUGCCUGGGACCUGCUCACAAAGCUCUGUUCGGCCGUUGCUGCCUUGUCCGACCUUACCAGGGCCAUCCAAAGUUUGAACGCUGUCUCCGCCUGUCCCUUACCUGGUCCGGUGGCAGUGGUGAACAAGUCUUUGGCUCUAGGGGUCAACAUGCUGCUGCCUUGCCAGGCUAGCUCCAACUUUGCGCAGGUCCACUGGCGCUUUGCCGAGCGGACGCUGGAGUCCAGCGCCGAGUACCGCAUGUAUAGCCAGGGUCUGGUCAUUAUGAACGCCUCGGAAUCGGACGUGGGCCUGUACACGUGCCAGUCCUCGGAAGUGGCUCGAGACACCGUAUACAGCCACGGCGUCGUGGCCGCUUAUUUCUUCACCGGCAGCGAGCGCCGCCGCGACGGCGGCUCCUCUCAUUCGCCACUGUUGAUUUGUGUCCUUUGGCCACCUUUUCUGGUGUCAAUGGUUUUGCUGUUUGUGCUUUGCCUCUCCCUGGCAGCCUUCAUCGUAUGCAAAGGCAGACGACAGGUGUACACGGUUAGGGAGAGCAAGAGUGACGACAACACCGAGUUGGCAGCGACCAGCGUCAAUCCCCCAAGAGAUGAAUAUACUCUCUAA
Syngnathus acus (greater pipefish) is the source of this 830-nucleotide messenger RNA. Its product is annotated as semaphorin-4E-like. Lineage: Eukaryota; Metazoa; Chordata; Actinopteri; Syngnathiformes; Syngnathidae. The transcript has 3 exons. The coding region runs from base 375 to 830 and encodes 151 amino acids. The record is from RefSeq and is a predicted model, not a curated record.